CCUCAGACACCCGCAUCCAUCCUCUGCCUCUGCCACCCGCCAUCGCCGCACAACUCCCGCCGCCUUCCCGCCCUCUCCGUCUUCCAAAACAGCAUCACCGACGCCGUCGAAAUGGCCACCGAGGAUGACAGCAAGACCUUCCUGGCCCGCCUCUGCGAGCAGGCCGAGCGCUACGAUGAGAUGGUCACCUACAUGAAGGAGGUGGCCCAGCUCGGCGGUGAGCUCAGCGUCGACGAGCGCAACCUCCUCAGCGUCGCCUACAAGAACGUCGUCGGCACCCGCCGUGCCUCGUGGCGCAUCAUCUCCUCCAUCGAGCAGAAGGAGGAGUCCAAGGGCUCCGACAAGCACGUUGCCACCAUCAAGGAGUACCGCAGCAAGAUCGAGCUCGAGCUCGAGAAGGUCUGCGAGGAUGUCCUCAACGUCCUGGACACUAGCCUCAUCCCCAACGCCGCCACUGGCGAGUCCAAGGUCUUUUACCACAAGAUGAAGGGUGACUACCACCGCUACCUUGCCGAGUUCGCCUCUGGCGAGAAGCGCAAGGUCGCUGCCACUGCCGCUCACGAGGCCUACAAGAACGCUACCGACGUUGCCCAGACCGAGCUGACUCCCACUCACCCCAUCCGCCUGGGUCUCGCCCUCAACUUCUCCGUGUUCUACUACGAGAUCCUCAACUCCCCCGACCGUGCUUGCCACCUUGCCAAGCAGGCCUUCGAUGAUGCCAUCGCCGAGCUCGACUCCCUCUCUGAGGAGUCCUACCGCGACAGCACUCUCAUCAUGCAGCUCCUGCGUGACAACCUGACCCUGUGGACUUCAUCCGACAGCGGUGAGGCCGAGCAGGCCGGCGAGGCCAAGAAGGACGAGGGUGAAGCGGCCAAGCCUGCCGAGGAAGAACCCAAGGCUGAGGAGCCCGCUCCCGAGGCUACUUCCUAAAUCCUUCUUACCUCUGUCGCGCUCAAAACUCGGCACAAGAACCGAGGGUCGUUUUUAAACUCGUUUUGUUUUAUAUCUGGAUGCUCUCGCCCCGCCCUUUCAACAUGGCGAUAGAUGGAAUCAUGUUGGAGGGCUGGCCUAGCAGACGCAGCACCGGUACGCAUGCGCGUUGCUUCUCUGGUUUGAGGGGAGAGUGGUCAUGGAACUUCGGAUUUGUUUUCGGUUAGGGAAAUUAGGAGAGACGGUUGGCGCAGGGUGAUUGUCCGUUAUUACUGCCUGUUGAUCCGGUGACGGAACCCGUCUGGUGUGUUCGCUGCUGAAUGAUGGACGCUUCUGUUGCCCUCUUUCGCCUCCACCGCCCCUCUACCCAACGUGCCCGGUAUUCGUUCCCCUGUUUAUGUUUGUUUUGACGCUAUCACCUACCUAGUUUACAUCUGGUCCCGGUCUUGGUGGAUCACUAUGGAAAUGUUGUUUUCCCAUCUGAUGUCGUCGUUUUCUCUCUCUCUCGCAAUAUGCUGCUUGCUUUUUUGUUGUGUCUUCACGUGUCGUCUUUGGUCUCUCUUUUUCUUUUCCCCCGACCCCUCCUCGACCCCUCUUCACCACAAGUGGUCUUACAAUCCCGUGCCCAUGUUGGUGUCGCCCCGCAGGGAGGGGAGGGAAGACGAGAGAACAAAGGAACGUCUGAAGAUGAUGACAGCAGCAAUUCCCCCCCCAUUGAAAAAAUGGCAAAAGAAAUUUCAAUUUCAA
Trichoderma reesei QM6a is the source of this 1677-nucleotide messenger RNA. RefSeq names its product 14-3-3 class protein (gene ftt2). Bases 112 to 930 code for a protein of 272 amino acids. Gene Ontology annotation, biological process: signal transduction. The record is from RefSeq and is a predicted model, not a curated record. NCBI's taxonomy places the organism in Eukaryota, Fungi, Ascomycota, Sordariomycetes, Hypocreales, Hypocreaceae. Gene Ontology annotation, cellular component: cytoplasm. The transcript has 4 exons.